Molecule: messenger RNA, 561 nt
Organism: Thrips palmi
Lineage: Eukaryota; Metazoa; Arthropoda; Insecta; Thysanoptera; Thripidae
Exons: 4
Coding region: 1-561 (186 amino acids)
Source: RefSeq, a predicted model, not a curated record
AUGUACACCAGUUGUGUCCGUGCGGCAUUUGCGGGGCCAUACGUGGCUAUCGUUCGUGAAUUGGGAUUUUGUCCAGAAUGUGACAACGACGAAGAUUUCAAAAUAGAGGGCGCUUUACGUUCCAACCGUUCCAGCAAGGCAAACCUCUUCUUCAACGGCAACGUCACCGUGAAAAACGACAUUUUUUCGCCAGGCGCAACCACAGUGACUAUUGACGUCGCGAAGUGGGAUACAGUGUCCGGUUGGAGAGAACACUUCUUGGUUAUGCCGAUUGGGGACCUUUGUAGUGCUAUGCAGGACAUUGGAAAAGAUUUAGUUGAGGUCGUCGUGAAACACGUUAAAGGUUUCCCGCCAAAGUGUCCUGUACCAAACACAAUAUAUAAUGUCACCAACACGCCGGCGCGAAUCGGACAGCUCAGGCAUUUCCCAGUCCUGCCCUACGGCAGAUUUCGCGCACAUGUGCUGAACUUCCACGCUAAGAGACCUGGUGUCAAGAGACCUCGAGGAUGCACCAAAAUUAUCGCAGACGUGUCUCAAACAUUUGCGAGGCCAACAACUUAG